Cucumis melo (muskmelon) is the source of this 1029-nucleotide messenger RNA. RefSeq lists its product as uncharacterized. NCBI's taxonomy places the organism in Eukaryota, Viridiplantae, Streptophyta, Magnoliopsida, Cucurbitales, Cucurbitaceae. The record is from RefSeq and is a predicted model, not a curated record. The coding region runs from base 193 to 747 and encodes 184 amino acids. The transcript has 3 exons.
ACUCACUGUUUCCAAUUAUCUUUUGCUUUUCUUUUGUUUCCCUUCGAAUUUUGAACACAACAUAUCUGUAAUACUUAUAGCAAUCUUAUUCCUUUGCUGUGAAAGACAAAGCAGAGUAGAAACUAAAGCAAAAAAGCUUUCAAGAAAGGCAGGAAGAGAGACAGAUCUGCAAAGCUCUUCAGCUACUCAACAAUGGCGUCAAAGCUACUGCUUUUCACCGUCUUUGUUUUUGAUGUCAUUGCUUUUGGCUUGGCCAUUGCAGCUGAGCAAAGAAGAAGCAUUGCAAAGAUAGUUGAAGACACAGGUGCAAAAAGAAACUAUUGUGUAUAUGACUCAGACAUUUCAACUGGAUUAGGAGUUGGAGCAUUUCUCUUUCUCUUAGCUAGUCAGAUCCUAAUAAUGGUGGCUAGCCGCUGCUUUUGCUGUGGGAAGCCUCUGAGUCCCGGCGGUUCAAGGGCUUGGGCAGUCGUUCUUUUUAUAACUUGCUGGGUGUUUUUUCUCAUCGCCGAGAUUUGUUUAUUGGCGGGUUCAGCUAGGAAUGCAUACCACACCAAGUACAGAACAUUGCUUACUGAUACUCCUCCCUCUUGUCAAAUGUUGAGAAGAGGAGUGUUUGCUGCAGGAGCAGCUUUCAUUUUCUUCACUUCCAUUGUUUCUCAGUUCUACUACGUUUGCUAUUCGAGGGCCCGGGAGAGCUUUCAAUCAUACAGCAAAGACACUGGCGUUGGCAUGAGUACCUACAAAUGAGCUACGUAAAGGUCAUUUUCAAUCACGUUCCACUUCAAGAUAGUUUUGCCUUUCACCUUUUGUAGUUUUUAAUCCAGUUUAUAGAAGCCUAAUAGGUUGUCUUUCUCUACUACUACUAUUCUGCUGGUAUUAGAAGAUGAACAGUUACGUUGCAGGACAUUAUUUAUGUAUUCUUUCAUCCUUUUUGUAUAACCAAUGGAAUUUGGUCCUUAUCUGCCUCUUUUGAUAUUAUUGUAUGAUGUACUCAAAGUUUAUAAUGGAAAUGCUUCUCUCUUCUGUUAA